Messenger RNA from Frankliniella occidentalis (western flower thrips), 2561 nucleotides. RefSeq lists its product as uncharacterized. NCBI's taxonomy places the organism in Eukaryota, Metazoa, Arthropoda, Insecta, Thysanoptera, Thripidae. The record is from RefSeq and is a predicted model, not a curated record. The transcript has 11 exons. The coding region runs from base 55 to 1779 and encodes 574 amino acids.
CUUGUGGUGAGUGCAGGGCUCAGAUAUGAUUCCUCCCAUCUUACGCUCACACAUAUGCUGGAGAAAGUCGAGUAUUCUCCUAAAGUGAAAUUGUAUAAGUUCGUCUGUGAGAUCUUUAAAGAUUACCUGCAUCAGUACUUAAAGGGUUACAUUGUUCAACCUGGCUUAGAUUUACUCAGCACUGAUUUAAUAGACUUGGAAGUGGUGGGGAACACGUGCAUUGUUGAGUUUAAUUCUACUGAAAAUGCAGAAAGAUUUGUAAAAUACUCACUAUCUGAGAAGAAUCCUGUGCUUUACAUGCAUAAGGCUUUAGCUUGUGAGCAGCUGCCCAUAGUUGGCACAAAUUCAAGGCUCUGUGAACUUGGUGAAAACGUAGACCGUUGCCAACCUGUACUGUCAAACAAAGUAAUGGUUCAGAAACUCCCAAAAGGAUACUUCAAGUUUAAAUCAUGUAACCAUGCAAAACGGUUUGUGGAAGCAGCUGGUGAAAACCCUGUUACAUAUUUGGACAAGCCUUUGGUUUGCAAGCCGCUUCCCCUAGCUGCUAGUAACAGCAGGGAAAUGGACACUGACAACCACCCUCAUACUUGGUCCAGAAAAGUUAUUGAGUACUUCAAACUUUCUGUUGCCAAACAGCUAAAGAAUAUUGGGGAAGGGAUUGAGUUUACUAUUGUUUCCCAUGAUAGAGACUUGUGCUCAGCUGUCAUUGAGUUCAACAACGCUGAGUCAGCAAGCCUUGUGGUGAGUGCAGGGCUCAGAUAUGAUUCCUCCCAUCUUACGCUCACACAUAUGCUGGAGAAAGUUGAGUUUUCUUCUAAAGUUAAAUUGUUUGAUUUUGACUGUCAGAUCUUCUCAGAAUACCUUCAACAGUAUUUGAUGGGAUAUGUUGUUAAAGCUGGUCUACUUGGUACUCAUAUAAAAGAUAUGGAAGUGUUGGAAAACACCUGCAUUGUUGAGUUUGCGUCUUCUGAACACGCUGCCAAAUUUGUCAAGUAUUCUCAAUCUAGCAACAACCCGAUACUUUACAUGAACGAACCAGUGAAGUGCAAGCACCUUCCUAUGAGUGCAACAAACACACAAGAGGUCCGUGCUGUUGCUGAAAAGUUGCCAUCAAGCAAAGCAACGGUGCUGGAUGCAUCAUACACCAUGCAUUCAUCAUUGAAAGAGCCCAUCAUUUUAGAGGACUCCUGGGAAUCAAAUGCUAUUUAUGACGACCUUCAAGUGGUGUGUGAAGAAAGUGGUACAGCAAAUGAUUUGCCUUCAUUUAUGGAUAAAUUGAGAGCCACCAGCACACCGAAGCACACUUCUGAAGGAUCGAACUACCUUCCACAAUCUGAUGAAGAAGAUGAAGAUGAGGAAUAUGAAUAUGUUGAUGAAGAGAACAAGUCAAAGGAUACGAACCAUGUUCUAGCCCCUUUGAGAACACGCAAGGAAACUGAAAUUUUCUUAACCUGCCUUAAAAUGAGAAUGGUUGAUGGAAAAUUUAAAGCAUCACAGAAAGUAUGGCGGGAGGUUUCCGAAGAUUUGAGAACUAUCCACAACAUUGAAGUCUUUGCUGGAGGCUGCCAAACGAGAUGGAAAUCCCUUGGGGACCGACUCAGAACAGAAAAGACAAAGGCCCAAAGCGUAUGGCCCCACCGAUUUGAUGUUGCUUUGCUAAAAGGUACUCCCAACAUAUUUGGGAAACGUAUUGCAUCUCCUAAUGUAGGAGUAAUCUCCACACCCCUUAGAAAAAAAGAAAAGCUGAAGGGAUCCAAAAAGCCAGGAUAUAACCUUUAAUGACCAGGCAACACUUUGCCUUAUCGACUUGCGAACAGAAUACAGUGCCCAGUUUGAAAGUCAAAACUACCGCCACAAAGCGCUCUGGGAAAAGAUUUCUUCUGAGAUGUGCAAAGCUGGCCAUGAGUGCAGAGGUUCUCAAUGUCAGGAUGAAAUGGACAAACUAAUGGAUCAAUACAAAUCGUUUGAGGAACGAAGGGCAGUAACUGGAAACAACACUGACACAUUCGCCUAUGAGGAAGAAAUGCGCGCAUUUAUGGGUCACUGGGUAAAUGUCCGACCCAAAAGUUUGAUUUCAUUUGGCUGUGUCAACAGGUGUACCCAGAAUUUGUAGUUCUUUUUCCUUGAGUUUUUUUUUUUUUUUUUCUGAUUGAUUAUUUUUCUUUGGACUAUUUUAUGUACUUGUGAUGCGUUGAGAUAGGAUUCUAUUAUCUAAUUAAUGUCAAAGUAGACAUUAUGAAGAAUGAGUUUUAUUUUUUGUUUUUACUGAAUGAUUUUUAUAUUUCUUUGUAGUAUUGUUAUCUACUUUGUGAUCUAUGUAGUUUUUAAUGUUAAAGUAUUCCAGUUCCUUACUUUUAAAUGGGCCUUUUAAGUUAUAACAAUGAUCAUUGUUGUGCCCACAUUGUUGUGAGAUGUUGUCCAGUUCCUUGCAUGGAAGAUAGUGUUCUCCUAUCGGUUUAAUGUCAAAGUGGACAAAGUCAUAAUCAAUAAUAACGGGUUUUAUUUGUUGUUUUAUCUGAAUGAUUUUUAUAGAAGAUGUCUCUAUUCAUCUGACUUUCUAG